Messenger RNA from Erythranthe guttata (spotted monkey flower), 1666 nucleotides. Its product is annotated as solute carrier family 40 member 2. Gene Ontology annotation, biological process: iron ion transmembrane transport. Gene Ontology annotation, cellular component: membrane. The record is from RefSeq and is a predicted model, not a curated record. Lineage: Eukaryota; Viridiplantae; Streptophyta; Magnoliopsida; Lamiales; Phrymaceae. Gene Ontology annotation, molecular function: iron ion transmembrane transporter activity.
UAUAGAAGAAGAAGAAGAAGAAAUUACGAUGAAAGAAUUUGAUAAAGAAGAACAACCCCUUACAUUCUCUUCUUCUCUACUCUUAAAUCUAUACGUCGGCCACUUUUUAUCCAGAUGGGGUGCCAGGAUGUGGGAAUUCUCGAUUGGUUUAUACAUGAUCAACGUGUGGCCAAAUUCGUUACUUCUCGCUGCAACUUACGGUGUCGUAGAAUCCGCCUCCACUGCAUUAUUCGGUCCUUUCAUCGGUCACUGCGUAGAUAAGUUGUCGUAUAUUCAGGUUCUCCGAGUUUGGCUGUUGAGCCAGAAUCUCUCGUUUGUUAUUGCCGGUGGUGCUGUAAUUACGAUACUGACCUUCGCAGAUUUGAAGUCUGCAAAUUAUGCAGCAUUCGUGUCUCUUGUCGUAUUAAUUAAUAUCUCCGGAGCAGUUGCAGUGCUUUCCACUCUGGCUGGAACCAUUUUGGUUGAAAGAGAAUGGGUGGUUGUGAUAUCAGAAGGGCACCCUCCGGAAAUUCUGACAAAGAUGAACUCGAUAAUAAGAAGGAUCGAUCUGACAUGCACGCUAUUUGCUCCUGUAGUAACUGGCUUCAUUAUCAGCUUCGUAUCUCUAAAUGCAUCGGCUGUGACUUUAGCACUGUGGAAUGUAUUAUCUGUUUUCUUACAAUAUUGGCUUUUAACGUCCGUGUAUAAUGGGAUUCCGGCUUUAAGAUACGUCAGCCAAAAAAGGGUAUCAAGAUCUUCGAUUACGGAAGUAGGUGAAGGCACACUCACUAAUCAAGAACAAAAACAAUUGAUUUUUUCAGAUACAAACGAUUCCAAUCAGCCCCUAGGCAGCAGCUCGAAAGGGACGAUAAUCGAGCAGUUUCUGAAUCUUUCUUAUAUCAGUGCAUGGAGAUUGUAUAUUAAGCAAGAUCAUGUGGUUCUGCCAGGAUUAUCGCUUGCUCUGCUGUAUUUUACUGUACUUGGCUUUGGUACACUAAUGACUGCUGCUUUGGAGUGGCAAGGUAUACCUGCUUAUGUCAUAGGAAUUGCACGCGGAAUAAGUGCUAUAGUCGGUAUAGCUGCUACAUUUUUGUACCCUGUUUUACAAUCUCGUACUUCGACGCUCCAAACAGGUCAUUGGUCUAUCUGGUCUCAGUGGACGUGUCUCUUGUUAUGUGUAGCUUCGGUAUUUGUGAAGAAUAAAGUAAUAUCGGCAUAUAUUUUAAUGGGUGGAGUGGCCUUAUCGCGCCUCGGAUUAUGGAUGUUUGAUUUGUCCGUUAUUCAGCAAAUGCAGGAUCACGUAGCGGAAUCUGAUCGAUGUAUUAUUGGUGGCGUUCAAAACUCGCUUCAGUCUAUACUGGACUUGAUGACUUACAUUAUGGGAAUAGUAAUCUCCAAUCCACAGGAUUUUUGGAAAUUGACAAUGUUGUCCUUCCUAGUGGUGACGAUGGCAGCUGCGUUAUACUGUGUGCAUGUAUAUCGUGUGAGGAAGCAUCUUUUUCACUUUGACAAGCUAUUUUCGAUAAAACAGAGGUUUUUCUCUAAGCUAUAUGAUUUUGUUUUUGUAUAAAUGUUUGAUGGUAUGUAUGUAUUAUAAUAAAUUGCUAUUUAGAGCAUAAACUUGUGAAUCCCCUUUGAAUAGACUUGUGUUGUAGGAGAGUGAAAUAAUCGAACCGAACCGAAUCGA